Messenger RNA from Echinostoma caproni, 696 nucleotides. The record is from the annotation of a GenBank genome assembly. NCBI's taxonomy places the organism in Eukaryota, Metazoa, Platyhelminthes, Trematoda, Plagiorchiida, Echinostomatidae.
AUGAACUGGCACGCGGAGGAUGUGUUUUCCGAUACACCUGAUACCUGUACUGGUAAUUAUGAGAUGUCUCAACCGGUGUUGAUCUCCCAGUUGGAAACCGAAACACAGUCAUGGUCCACUGAAUUGAACAUGCAUUGUCCGCCAGAUCCGGCACUCAGAUCGGACGAACCGUGUCCCCGAUAUGGACCGGUUGAGUCACCAUCCAUGUGGUCCAAUCAAAGUUCACGAUCGUAUUACGAACCACCAACGAGUUCGGAAUGCGUGGAAUUCAAAUGGCCCAACAAUUGUGACAUUGAUCCGAUGGAUGGAUUACUCUGCGAGGACGGGCUGUCUCCGGAUAAUCUGGAUUUUCUCAUCGACGAACCGGCCUUGCGUUCGGGUGCGAAAGUACGCGAAAGAAAACGUAUGCUGAGCAUCAAUUCGGCAUUUGAGAUGCUACGGACCUGUUUGCCCACAUUCCCCUAUGAAAGACGCAUUUCAAAAAUCGACACACUCCGAUUGGCCAUUGCGUAUUUGGCAUUGUUACGCGAUAUGUUGCACAGUUUGGACGAGAUACCAACCAGUCAGCAGGCCUCGAUUACCGGGACUCGAGUGAUUCGGUUCAUGUUCGAACGUCUACAAGCCCCAGAUCGACACAGUUUCUUGUGGUAUACAAGCGACGCCACACAUACGUGCUGGUCCGCUGGCGCCAGAUGA